GACAGAUGUCUGAAACAGAUAAGAGUAUGAUUUGACUGAUAAACUUGGAUAUGAAAUGCUGGUGAGAAUUUGGAGAGAAAAAUUAGAACUGAAGGUGGGAGCGAGGACAUGAACCUAUUGGUAUCCCCAAACUUUGGUCCGCAAGUUAGUAAAUUUGCGAAAAGGUCACUCAAAUCUGUAAAAUUCCCAUUUGGGUCCUCCUCAAAUUCCCUGGUACAUGGCAUUCAUGUCUUUCAUUGCCCAGAUGAAGUAGGAAUCGUAGCAAAGCUAUCAGAUUGCAUAGCAUCAAGGGGUGGAAAUAUUCUUAACGCUGAUGUUUUUGUUCCAGAAGACAAGAAUGUCUUUUACUCAAGAAGUGAGUUUGCUUUUGACCCUGCUAAAUGGCCCCGAGGGGAAAUGGAUGAGGACUUCUUUAAGCUAUCAAAGAUGUUUAAUGCAAUGAAGUCUGUUGUUCGGGUUCCUGAAAUAGAUCCCAAAUAUAAGAUCGCAGUUCUUGCUUCAAAGCAGGACCAUUGUCUUGUAGAUUUGUUGCACAGGUGGCAGAAUGGUAGGCUUCCUGUUGAUGUAACUUCUGUAAUAAGCAACCACGAUCGAGGUCCAGACGCUCAUGUGAUUCGGUUACUUGAAAGGCAUGGAAUUCCAUACUAUUAUUUGCCGACAACUAUGGGGACGAAAAGAGAAGUAGAGAUCUUGAAAUUAGUUCAUGAUACUGAUUUUUUGGUACUUGCUAGAUACAUGCAGGUAUUCUCUGCAGAGUUCUUAGAAAGUUAUGGGAAGGAUAUCAUUAACAUUCACCAUGGCCUUUUGCCAUCAUUCAAGGGCGGGAGUCCAUCUAAGCAGGCUUUUGAGGCUGGUGUUAAGUUGAUUGGUGCAACAAGUCACUUUGUUAGUGAAGGACUUGAUGCAGGUCCAAUCAUCGAGCAAAUGGUUGAAAGAGUUUCUCAUAGAGACAAUUUGCGGAGCUUUAUUCAGAAGUCUGAGGAUCUUGAGAAACAGUGUUUAGCAAAAGCAAUUAAAUCAUACUGCGAGUUGCGCGUUUUACCAUAUGAAAAAGACAAGACUGUUGUAUUUUGAGUAUAACCCAAGUGGGAAUGGGGACACCAUAAAUCUUUGUACAUUUAGUUACAGGGAAGUAUGGAUAUUAGUGUUGUGACUUUAAUAUAUUGUACACACACUAUUCAGAAAAGAGAAGAGUUGACUGGUUUAUACCAAUACUACAUGAGUCAAGAACUGUUCAAGAAAAAGAGAGAAAACGACAGGUUUCUUCCAAUU
Molecule: messenger RNA, 1272 nt
Organism: Nicotiana tabacum (common tobacco)
Lineage: Eukaryota; Viridiplantae; Streptophyta; Magnoliopsida; Solanales; Solanaceae
Product: formyltetrahydrofolate deformylase 2, mitochondrial
Biological process (GO): 'de novo' IMP biosynthetic process
Molecular function (GO): formyltetrahydrofolate deformylase activity
Source: RefSeq, a predicted model, not a curated record